This is a messenger RNA of Sphaeramia orbicularis (orbiculate cardinalfish), 3667 nucleotides long. RefSeq names its product sterile alpha motif domain containing 1b (gene samd1b). Gene Ontology annotation, molecular function: chromatin binding; histone binding; DNA binding. NCBI's taxonomy places the organism in Eukaryota, Metazoa, Chordata, Actinopteri, Kurtiformes, Apogonidae. The transcript has 7 exons. The coding region runs from base 174 to 2189 and encodes 671 amino acids. Gene Ontology annotation, cellular component: nucleus. Gene Ontology annotation, biological process: negative regulation of DNA-templated transcription. The record is from RefSeq and is a predicted model, not a curated record.
UUAAGCGCACAAUGUGGCCAACGAACGCAAGCGUACCAGGCAGGCUUCCGUCCUCAUUCUCCAGCCGGGGAUCGCACUCUGGCUUCCCAGCUUUGACACAGCGUCACUUGUGAAACAACAGAAGGAAAAAAAGACGCACUCGGGCCAAACCCCAUCCGCACCAGCAGGAGAAGAUGUCCGAGCCCAAUAAGUACCGAGAGUGGAUCCUAGAAACAAUCGACUCUCUCCGGUCGAGAAAAGCCCGUCCUGAUCUGGAGAGGAUUUGUCGAAUGGUCCGGAGACGACACGGGUCAGACCCGGACCGAACCAGGACAGAACUGGAAAAACUGAUUCAAGCGCAGACGGUGCUUAAAGUUAGCUACAAGGGAUCCAUAUCGUACCGAAACGCAGCGAAGGUGCAGAGGAAAAGCAGAAAGAAGAGUGAGUUUACGGCCGCUGGCACCAGCGGCGGCGGCGGCGGCGGAGGUGCGGAGGCAGCGAGGGAGCGGACCAAACACGACCAUCUGAACAACAACGGCGACAGUGCGCACAGCUUCACCGACCAGGAGGAGGGAGAGGGGGACUCGGAGCCCAGCCCAGGUCCUCACACUCCAACAUCAGCCAGCACCAACGGCAAGAAGCUGAAGCCUGCCUCCAGCCAGAGUAGCGGAAACGGGUGCCUCAGUUGUGGCGCAACAACGGGCUGCGCUGUCGGGAGCGGUUGUAAAGAGGAGAAAGCAAGUGCAUCGAGAGACAAGGGAUUAGGACAGCAGCCAGGCGGGGACUGUCCGGCUCCCCGUUUCGGCCACUGGACAAAUGUACACAACGGCGCUGAUGCCGCAAAGAUAACACCGAGUAAAGUGGAUGUGUUCUGCGGGGGGAAGGAGCCCGGCUUGUCCGGAGCUGACACCCAGAACAAAACUUGCCCCGGGAGCGUCAGCAGCCUCCCCCCUCACAAACACAAGCAGACUGUGCCCCUCAAAGCCAAACUUCGCGCCGGAGCCGGUGGCACCAAAACAUCGGGAACCCACGCCAACUCGGACUUGGGCGACAGACUGGUGGCUUCUGUUCGCAGUCUGUCCGAGAGGAACCUCCGGGGGGGCUCCGCCGCCGCCGCCGCCAGAGGCCACAUGAAGCCGCUCGGACUCAAAGAGAUUCUGGGUUAUCUGAGCAGUCAGGAGCGGCUUUCGGAGGAGAAACUGACCCGAGGCAAAGUCAAAGUGGUCAUGGAGAGAGAGGUGGCGAGAGGCAGGCUGCGCAGGACCCGCUGCGGGAACAUUACUCUUCCACUGAGGGGGAUGGUGGUGGAGGAGCCGAUGCCCGUGAAGAAUGCGUCCGCUGACAGACUUGAAAAGAGCGCACUGCAGGACAAGCACACAGGGAAAAAGCCGCUGUCCCCAUCCCAACAGGAGGAUGAGCCAAUGCAAACAGCCAGCGAGGAAGAGGAGGAGGAGGAAGAGGAGGAGGAACGAGAGGAGAAUGAGGAAAAGGAGGAAGAGGAGGAGGAGGAGGUUCCCUUGAGUUCUGAUGAGGAGGGAGGAAUAUCCCCUGUAGCCAUGACAACCGAACCAGACCUCAUUGAGAAAACCACAGAAGAUGCUGAGAUCCAGGCAUCAUCAAAGCAGGAGAGCCCCCAUCAGCAGCAGCAUGGUGGCAAAGGGAUGUCCGAGCUUGAUUCCCUCACCAGAAUGUCAUGUCCACCUGCUCAGGGAACUUCCCUGACACAGUGUAACAGCUCCCACCCGGAGGACAAAGACGCCGUCCUUGAUCAGUUGUACAUGGAUGCACAGAUGCAGCAUGAUGGAUCCAACCACACCUCAUCAGGUUUUAACAGUCUGGAGUGUAAGACGGAGGUUGGCGUGUCAUCCUGUCUGCUCACCCCCACCGCCUCCCCGAGAGACUCCAGCCUGUCCGACGAACGAGGGGUAAACGGAGGAGUUAGCAGUGGAGGGUGUCUGAAGACUGAGGAGUUCAGCAGGAGCCCAGUGGACUGGACAGUCUCUGACGUGGUCAGUUAUUUCACAGCAGCAGGUUUCCCAGAGCAGGCUGCUGCCUUCAGGACCCAGGAAAUCGAUGGAAAGUCUCUUCUCCUCAUGCAGCGUAAUGAUGUUUUGACUGGCCUGUCAAUCCGACUUGGUCCCGCCCUCAAGAUCUAUGAACGUCACGUAAAGGUUCUGCAGAAAACACACUUUGAGGAUGAUGACUGCUAACAACACAUACAUGAGACACACACAGACUGUUAUUUCUAUAUAGCUCAAAUACUCAUAUAUAACUGCAUGCAUAUUAUACAACACACUUUGCAUCUCAUGUCAAACACACACACACACACACACACACUUUGUCUGUUCCUGUCGACUCUCUGUGACUGAUAAGACUGAAUUCCCUGGACAACAUCUAAAGAGAGCACAAUUGUCGGAGGGUCAAAUUGAACUAAUGACACAAACAUUUUCUGAUGCAGACGUUCAAAACGUUCAUUCACAAAGAAGAUCAAGCACUUUGCAACUUCUCGAUUGAACUGUGCAACAUGUUUUCUUUCUAAACCGAUGCUGUUAACUAGUUCCUGCACAUUUUGAAAGAGGCUGUUUGGUUUUUUUUCUGUUUUAUUUGUUUUUUUCUAGUUCCUGUUUUGUUUGUCGAGGGGCCUCCCUCUCUUGUGAGACUCAUUUGUCCUUGUGCUGCAUACGUGUGCAGAGGCUUGACAGAGGAAAAUUGGACCACAUUGAAUACAUUCCACAGUCAGAGGGGCUGGUUGAGAUUCUACUAAACUGCUACUGAACCAUCAUAGUCUGAGCUGUCAUCUUUCAGAAAGCCGCCUUAUGUUGGAAUAAAAACAACCUUCAAAGCAAUAAGGUUAUAAUUCCUUGUGGAUAUCUGGUAGAUUAUUUCAUGGUUUUGUGUAGCCUGGUCUCUCAGAAUGUUUUUUAAUGUUUUUAAGUAGGAGUAUCUGUGAUCUAUUGCAUCAACAGGCUGCAGAAAUGUAAACACACCAGAUAACGCAACUAAAAUAAGCAGAACAAUCAACCAUCAUUUAAUAUGAACUAUAUAUCUACAUAUAUUAAACUGAAGCCCAUUCAAUGCAUCUGCUUCCAUUUAUAAAUUAUUACUGAAUUAUCUAUCUAACUGAGAGAUGUUAUCGCAGGGUAAAGCUGAGUCAAUCAAUCAACUAACCUCAUGCCACCAGCGUUUUUUAACUGUUUUUAACCGUUGAACCUUGAAAACAAAAUGCUGUCAGUCACACAGUUCAUUCUCCUAUCUUCUAGUGUCUUUAUUUCAUCCACUGUUUCAACUUCACUUUGGUUCAAUCAUUUGUGUUGUUAUGUUUGCACUGUAUUUGUUAUGUAUUUUGCAUUUUCUGCACAUGUUUAAAUUGCAUCUAAUAUUUCUUGGUGCAUUUAGGUCUCCUCUACCUCUUUCCCUUCAUUUUCUACAUGUUAUUUUUUUUCAAUCCCAAUUUAAUACAUUUUAACACCUGAGCACCUUUUCCUAGAUGCAGCAAAAGGUGUGUGUCUAUAUUGUUACUUUCCAGAUCACUUCAUCUUUGUUGUUUUUUGUUGAAUCUCCAGAGGACAGCUUUGUUUAAGUCAGAUUGUUACAAAGGGAAUGUACAGUACGUCUAAGCCCUUGUUGCUUGUCUCCUGUUGUUUGCUAAAGGACAACUUUAGUAAUAAAAGUGGAAACCAAAACAUGA